AUGCCGUGUGAAGUUAAAUUUUAUUGGUUUACACCUAUUAAUUUAAUAGAGUGUCCUUUUGUAGUAUUACUUUGUAUUGGAGAACAUUCACAUCCUUCGCCACCACCAAAGAAUGUACCGAAAGCUAUUCAGGAUCGACUUAAAACUUUAAUAGAAACUGCUUCAAUAUAUUUAGAGCAUAUAACACCACGUAGAUUAAUAUCAG
Messenger RNA from Dentiscutata heterogama, 205 nucleotides. The record is from the annotation of a GenBank genome assembly. NCBI's taxonomy places the organism in Eukaryota, Fungi, Glomeromycota, Glomeromycetes, Diversisporales, Gigasporaceae.